AGAUUAGAAAGCCCGGGGUGGGGGUGAAAAGUGACAGAUGCUGAUGCUGAUGCUGAUGCUGGAUGGCAGAGCAUAAAAGAGGAUGCGAUUUCUGAACUCUGAAGCGAAGAAUGGCUUUUUAACAGCAGGGUCUGACCACAAACAAUUCUGUUUCUGCACAACUAUAAAGAGUCAUUGCAAUAUUUUGUUUUAAUUGUAAAAUCCAUUGUGAAUGAGCCGAACAAGGGCAUCUCUCACCGAAUGGAAUACACUGCUGCAAUUGACUGCAUUGCUGCUGUGACAAUGGUUUGCUGAGGUUUCCUUUAGUCUGCUGAAUUGGCUGUAGAAGUGAAUGUAGUAUUUUGUUUUCUUUUUUUUUCCUCGUUGAACUAGACUGAGAUGGCGGAUCAAGCUGAAUGCAGCAUAAAAGUAAUGUGCCGUUUUAGGCCAUUAAAUGAAUCGGAGAUUGUUAGAGGAGACAAAUAUAUUCCUAAAUUUAAAGAAGAUGACACAGUGGUUAUUGCGGGCAAGCCCUAUAUCUUUGACAAAGUGCUCCCACCUAACACUUCACAGGAAAAUGUUUACAAUGCCUGUGCAAAGCAGAUUGUUAAAGAUGUUCUUGGAGGUUACAAUGGAACCAUUUUUGCUUACGGUCAGACCUCCUCAGGAAAAACACACACCAUGGAGGGGAAGCUGCAUAACCCUCAGCUGAUGGGAAUCAUUCCUAGAAUCUCACACGACAUCUUCGAUCACAUUUACUCCAUGGAUGAGAACCUAGAGUUCCACAUCAAGGUUUCUUAUUUUGAGAUCUACAUGGACAAAAUUAGAGAUCUGCUAGAUGUUUCCAAGACCAACCUAGCUGUACAUGAAGACAAAAACAGAGUUCCAUAUGUGAAGGGUUGCACAGAGAGGUUUGUCUCCAGUCCCGAGGAGGUGAUGGAUGUUAUUGAUGAAGGAAAAGCCAAUCGCCACGUUGCUGUUACAAAUAUGAAUGAACACAGCUCCAGGAGCCACAGCAUCUUCUUGAUUAAUAUUAAACAAGAAAACGUGGAGACAGAGAAGAAGCUGUGUGGGAAGCUGUAUCUGGUAGACUUGGCUGGUAGUGAGAAGGUCAGCAAGACUGGUGCAGAAGGAGCUGUUCUAGAUGAAGCUAAAAAUAUCAACAAGUCUCUGUCUGCUCUGGGCAAUGUCAUUUCUGCACUGGCAGAAGGGACUAAAACCCACGUACCAUACAGAGACAGCAAGAUGACCCGUAUUCUCCAAGACUCUCUGGGGGGCAACUGCAGAACCACCAUCGUCAUCUGCUGCUCCCCUUCUGUCUAUAAUGAGGCUGAAACCAAGUCCACCCUGAUGUUCGGACAGAGAGCCAAAACCAUCAAAAACACAGUAUCAGUGAACCUGGAGCUGACGGCAGAGGAGUGGAAGAAGAAGUAUGAGAAGGAGAAGGAGAAGAGCAAGAGCCUGAAGAAUGUCAUCCAGCAGCUGGAGCUGGAGCUAAAUCGCUGGAGGAACGGUGAGGCAGUACCUGAAGAUGAGCAGCUGAGUGCUGAGGAUCAGAAGAACCUGGAGCCUUGUGAUAACACUCCCAUUAUCGACAACCUGGCCUCCCCCAACCCCUCGUUGUCAGCAGAGGAGAAGAGCAAGUACGAGGAGAACAUCGCAAACCUGUACAAACAGCUUGACGACAAGGAUGAUGAGAUUAACCAGCAGAGCCAAUUGGCCGAGAAACUGAAACAGCAGAUGCUAGACCAGGAUGAGCUGCUGGCGUCGACGAGGCGGGACUAUGAGAAGAUCCAGGAGGACCUGACGAGGCUGCAGAUGGAGAACGAGGCUGCGAAGGACGAGGUGAAGGAGGUGCUGCAAGCCCUGGAGGAGCUGGCUGUCAACUACGACCAGAAAUCCCAGGAGGUGGAGGACAGGACCCAGGCCAACGAGCAGCUCGCCGAUGAGCUCGCCCAGAAAACAACGUGCCUUUGGGCCGUCCAGCGCGAGCUGAACCAGCUUCAAGAACUGAGCAAGCACCAGAAGAAGAGAGCAGCUGAGAUCCUUAACCUCCUGCUGAAGGACCUGAAUGAGAUCGGGGGCAUCAUCGGCACCAACGACAUCAAAGUGAUGACCGAGGUGAACGGUGUCAUUGAGGAGGAGUUCACCAUGGCUCGUCUCUACAUCAGCAAGAUGAAGUCGGAGGUGAAGUCGCUAGUUAACCGCAGCAAGCAGCUGGAGACCUCGCAGAUCGACACCACCCGGAAGAUGCAGGUCAACGAGAAGGAACUGGCUUCCUGUCAGCUCCUCAUCUCGCAGCACCAAGCUAAAAUCAAGUCCCUGACAGAUUACAUGCAGAAUGUGGAGCAGAAGAAGAGACAGCUUGAGGAGUCGCAGGACGCGCUCACAGAGGAGCUGGCCAAACUCAAUGCCCAAGCAGAUGCAAUGCAUGAAGUGUCAGUUAUGGACAAAGAGAAGGAACACAUGACCUUGCUCCAGGAUGCUGUAGAGAUGAAGGAGACCCUGGAGAAACAGAUGGAGAGUCACAGAGAGAUCCACCAGAAGCAGCUGUCCAGACUGCGAGAUGAGAUCGAGGACAAACAGAAAAUGAUCGAUGAGCUCAAAGACUUGAAUCAGAAACUGCAGCUGGAGCAUAAAAAACUCAUCUCCGAUUAUGAUAAACUGAAGACUGAAGAGCAGGAGAAGGAUAUGAAGCUGCAGAAACUCAUUAUCCUUAAUGACAAAAGGGAGCUAGCGAAGCAGGACCUCAAAGGCCUAGAAGAGACUGUGGCCAAGGAGCUCCAGACACUCCACAACCUCCGUAGACUUUUUGUUCAAGACCUCACGACUCGCGUCAAGAAAAGCACUGAACUGGACUGUGAUGAUGGAGGGGGGAGCGCCGCACAGAAACAGAAAAUCUCCUUUCUUGAGAACAACCUGGAGCAGCUUACAAAAGUUCACAAACAGCUGGUACGUGACAAUGCAGAUCUGCGUUGUGAGCUUCCUAAACUGGAAAAACGUCUCCGAGCUACAGCUGAGAGAGUCAAGGCCCUUGAGAGUGCACUGAAGGAGGCCAAAGAAAACACCAUGAAGGACCGCAAGCGCUACCAGCAGGAGGUGGACCGGAUCAAGGAAGCCGUGAGAGCCAAGAACAUGGCCAGGCGAGGGCACUCCGCUCAGAUCGCCAAGCCUAUUCGUCCUGGGCAUUGCCCAGCAUCCUCACCAACAGCUGCCCACACCGUCCGUGGUGGCGGAGGAGGAUCGUCGAUCUCCAGUUAUCACCACAACAUGAAGUAGAGGAUGAAUGAGCCCAAAAAGCAUGUACAGAACAUCUGAACAUCAGAUCAGUACCCCUACAGGACCUGCUAUUCAUCUUCCAGAGCUUUCACCUGCAAGCUUUUCAGAAGCUAAGUGUGGACACACUUUCCUUUUCCUUUUCACUGUCUGAAAGAGACAGUAUGCUGUAUAGGGAAAAGCCUUUAGUUGCUGAAAUAGUGCUUUCUCUCCACUGACUGUGUUAACCAUGAAACAAGUAAUGAAGUAACAUCUUUAGGAAGGCUAAUGUCUUCUAUUGUGAGUCUGUGUAUUGUAUAAUACAGUGUCAAUGUAUAUGCAUUUGGGUGGAGGGUGGAAUGUGAUGUCAGUAACACUGCUAUAUGAUAUAGUACUUACUCCAACUGUUGUGUUAUAUAGGUUUGUGAAAGUAAAAACAAAUUCACAUAAGCAAUCCUAAUAUAGAAUGCUAUCCUAAUAUGAAAUUAAAUGAUUUGUUUGUUAGUAUUAUCAUCUUACCUGUGACCAAAUUGGCUUCAUCAGAUUUAGAUCCAGUUAAAACCAGGUAGGCUGGUGAAGUAAAUUUGGUCAGGCAAUGUAUAAACCAAAUGGAGUUAAAAGAUUUUGUUGCUGCUGUUUAAGGUUUGUAAUGCAAUUAUUUUGUUGUUGCUGCUCCUGCCCAUUAACAUUAAAACUUUAACAAUAAAACUUGAUUAAAAUAGCACUUCAGGUAAGAGUUUGUAUUGAGUGUGUAGAGAAGACAUCUCCGUCACCAAAAAGGGUUGUUUGCCUAAUGAACUGUACAGGUAAACAACACUUAACCUUGUAACAGUUAUCACUAGAUCAGAUAGUACUGCUGCUGGUAAACAGGCUCAGGUCAAAACAACGGAAUCUAAUUGUUAUUCACUGUGUAUUGGUUUUAAUAAGGGUGCAAUUUCAUCUAUAAAAAACAUAUUCAUGUCACAUUUAUUAAGGUCAACACAAAAUGUUAAGAUAUUUUCUAGCACCUAAUUUUUUUUGCAAUUCAUUUUUUAAGUAUAUUGUUUGCAUUAUUUUUGUUAUUGUAUAUUUUAUUUAAUAAAGAUGUCAUAUUUGUUUUUGUA
This is a messenger RNA of Acipenser ruthenus (sterlet), 4337 nucleotides long. RefSeq names its product kinesin heavy chain. The transcript is spliced from 26 exons. The record is from RefSeq and is a predicted model, not a curated record. Gene Ontology annotation, molecular function: microtubule motor activity; ATP binding; microtubule binding. Lineage: Eukaryota; Metazoa; Chordata; Actinopteri; Acipenseriformes; Acipenseridae. The coding region runs from base 379 to 3258 and encodes 959 amino acids. Gene Ontology annotation, biological process: microtubule-based movement.